Ilex paraguariensis (yerba mate) is the source of this 945-nucleotide messenger RNA. NCBI's taxonomy places the organism in Eukaryota, Viridiplantae, Streptophyta, Magnoliopsida, Aquifoliales, Aquifoliaceae. The record is from the annotation of a GenBank genome assembly.
AUGGUAGGCGCACCCAUUUCCUUCUCUGGAGUUGUUCAUGCUGUGAAGGAGAAGGUGCAGGAGAAAUUGGACUCUUCUAGCACAACAAAAUAUGCUCCACCAGGAACACCAUAUGCAACACCAAAUUCAUCCAUUUCCACCAUUCCCCCGUAUAAAAACUCACCAACAUUUCCUACAGCUCCUUACCAAGUAGUCACAGCCACACCUUAUUCUGCAGCACCUCCAAACAUGGUGGCGCCACCCCCAAAUUCAUCUCCCUACCCGAGUGCGACACCCUAUUCUGCCGCAUCUCCACCACACAUGAUCACCACCCCAAAUUCAGCUCCUUACCCAGCUUCCACACCCUACUCUUCUGCACCUCCAUACAUGACAACCCCACCAAAUUCAUCUCCUUUCCAAGCUGUCUUAACCUAUUCUGCCACACCUCCCAACGUGCCAAACUCUCCAUAUUCAUCUUCCAUGUCUCCUUACACCACAUACCCUCCUGAUUCAGCCCCAAUACCUCCAAGCACAACCUAUCCUCCUAAUUGCUCAUCUCCUUUCUCCACUUAUCCUCCCAAUUCAGCAGCGCCAUAUCCCAAGCUCCUAACCCUUCCACUCAAUCACCUGAAAAUCUUCUUCAGCUACUCUUCACAUCCAUACCCGCCUCCUCCUCAGGCCACUACUUCACAGCCGUACCCGCCUCCCCCUCAGGCUGUUCCUUCGCAUUCGUACCCGCUUCAGGCUACUCCACAACCAUACCCACCACCCCCUCAAGCCAGUACUCCACCACCCUACCCGAGUUGCAAUCCACCAGGUCCAUCAACUGGAAUCUUCCCACCACCUCCGUCCACAGCCAUGUACCCACCACCUCCAUCCACAGACGUGUACCCACCACCUCCAUCCACAGGAUUCUACCAACAAACACACCCAUUCCCGGGAAUUCACCUACCACCCCCGUACUGA